Drosophila innubila is the source of this 1011-nucleotide messenger RNA. It is a transcript of the gene Or88a, whose product is annotated as odorant receptor 88a. Lineage: Eukaryota; Metazoa; Arthropoda; Insecta; Diptera; Drosophilidae. The transcript has 3 exons. The record is from RefSeq and is a predicted model, not a curated record. The coding region runs from base 1 to 1011 and encodes 336 amino acids. Gene Ontology annotation, biological process: sensory perception of smell; detection of chemical stimulus involved in sensory perception of smell. Gene Ontology annotation, cellular component: plasma membrane. Gene Ontology annotation, molecular function: odorant binding; olfactory receptor activity.
AUGUUUAUUUCUAUAGGAAAUUCGUUGCAACAAGGCGAGCGGCCUUUUGCGUACCUACCAGUUUUGACUAUAGGCUCAUUUUUCGGAGUUCGUGGUAUAGUUAUGUACGUUAAGCGUCACGACAUCAUUCGAUUUCUGAACGUCUUGGAUAGGGAAUUUCCACAUGAUUUGCCCACACAAAGGGUACUCCAAGUGCGCCAGGUGUAUGAGGGCGCACUGCGACGACAUAAAUACGUGGAAAUUCUUAUCCACAUUUCAAUUUAUGGAUUCUGCUUGAUGCCCCUCACUGUGUACAUGUUCACCAGGGAUACCAAUGGUCCCAUAACUGUGGAGCAACAGCUUCUCGGUGGCUGGCUACCAUUUGGUCUCAGCGAGAGUCAUAAGGCAUAUCCAUUGGCGUGGCUUUACGAUGUCGUGGUCUCGAUCAGUGGAGUUGCCUUCUUUUCCACCUUCGAUACUUUAUUUUACACAAUGCAUGGACAGAUCAUAAUGCAUCUAGAUUCCUUGUCCAUGCAGUUGAAAUCCCUUAACUGGACGUCUGAAGACAACACUCAGUUAUUUGAACAGCUCUGUCCAUUGAUUCGUCGUCAUCAGUAUCUCAAUUUACUCUGCGAUCAGUUCAACGACAUUUUUAAUGCUGGUAUCAUGAUAACUGAUCUUAUGGCGGCAACCACUAUAUGUUUCCAUCUGUAUCUGUUAACGGAAACAGACGAUCAGUUUCUGAUGAUAAGGUACUUAAUUCCCAUUGUGAGCCUAAUUUUAUUUACCUUUGAGAUUUGUCACCGAGGAGCACAGCUGGAGGAAGCCUAUUUACAGUUGAAUGCCACACUUUACAAUCAAGAUUGGUAUAAAUGCGACCAGAAGAUUCGCAAAUUGAUUCUGAUCUGGCUAAAGUACACUCAGUGCAUCAAGAAGCUUAAUGCCUAUGGUUUAAUGGAGCUCAAUAUGGUUCACUUUACCGAUGUAAUGAAGUUGACCUAUAGACUCUUUACUUUUCUCAAGACCACUUAA